AUGGUCAUCGAUCCCCUGACGAAAAAGCCCAGAAAAGUUCCGCUGACGCCAGCUGAAGUUGUUCACCUGCGCAAAGGCCGUGUCUCUACAGAUCUCCAGUAUGCACAUGAUGCUGAUCGUUUACGUGAAGCAUCGUAUACUGGAAGGUUACGGCUCAUUGAGAGUCUAGCAGCUAAGCAAAAUGAGUAUAAGGAGAAGAGAAGACCUAUUGAUCCUCGAUGGCUCGAACCAAGCGGUCGCUUACCACCGGCGCAAGAGAGUCGUCUAUCCGUGCUUGGUGUACGAUAUGCCUCAACGACUUGUCCUGGGGAUAUUGUGAAAAACCUGGAAGAGAAGAGAUUAGCACAAGAAGCGGCUAAGAAAAAACUCGCUGAACAACAGGCCAGUAAUGAGAGGCCGAGCUCACCUUCGCAUCCGGUUAUCUCGGUAUGUGUACGCCCACCAGCGGUACCUGCCGGACCUGAUUUGGUUCAGUCCAGGAUACCUAUAGUGAUAGCUGUUCCACAACUUGCGGUUAGUCAGACUUUCAUUUCUAUAAACGGAUAUAUAGCAACUUGAAU
Molecule: messenger RNA, 560 nt
Organism: Cylicostephanus goldi
Lineage: Eukaryota; Metazoa; Nematoda; Chromadorea; Rhabditida; Strongylidae
Source: the annotation of a GenBank genome assembly